AUGAUAGUAAUUAUAUUCACUAUUAUCUAAAUAAUAUGGUGUAAUUUUGAUGAAAGAAUGAGAUGGGGAACUUAUAAACCACAAUUACUUCAUGCAGUAACAUAAAGAAAUAUGAAAACAUUUAAUCCUAUAACAGGUGCUCUUAUGUAUGCAGAUCAUAUAGGAACAGAUGAUCGAUCAUUAAUUUAUAAGAUUCCUGAUUUAAAUACUGAGUAAAUUAAGAUUAAUCCAAUCCAUCAUAAUGGAAAAGACUUUAAUAUUUAAUAGAUUAGUGAUCCAAAUACAAAAUCAAUAAUUUAAACAACAUUUAUUAAAUUUCCAAUUGAAUCUAAAGUUAACUUUGUUGAUGAAAUUUAAACAUUAGCAAUUGAAAAACCAUUAUCAUUAUUUUAUGUUUUAACAAUUGAAUAAUUUAAUCAAUUUAAUUUAGAAACAAGAACUUUUUAAGUAAAUGUAACAAAUUAAGGAAUUAGAGUUAGUACUUUAAAUGAAGAUGAAACAAGAAUGGAACAUUUCUUUAUCACAAUAUUUGUGAAUAAUAAAAAAUAUUAAUAUAAUUGUACAGAUGAAAAAUCAAAUCUUACAAUUAGAACAUUAUUUAAUGAUUAUAUAUAUAAUUAUGAUCCAAGACCAACAUUAAUGUAAGCAAUAUUUUCUAAUAGCACAAAUACUAAUAAUUCUAAUUUAGUUGCCAUUGAAUUUAGAGUAUAACCAGGAGAUAAUGUUAUAAUAUAAGUUACAUAAACUGAUAAAUACAUACCUGAAUAUGGAUUUGAUAAUUUAUAAUAAUUAAGUGAUAGUUUGGCUGUAGUGAAUAAGUUCAAUUUUAAAAAGGUUUUUGGAACUGAUAAUAAGUGUGCAUAUUCUAGUUUUAGUAAUUUAAUGGCAGGUUUAUUGUUUACUUAUGGAAAUCUUACAUGUGUAAUAAAUAAAGAUACUUGCACAUCAUUUAAACCUAUGUUAAGUCAUACUCCAUCAAGAUUUGGAUUUCCAAGACCAUUUUUAUGGGAUGAAGGUUUUCAUAAUAUGAUUGCUUGUAAAGUGAAUCCAGAUAUAUGUCUUCAAAGUUUAGAAGAUUGGAUUAAUACUAUGUCUAUAGAUGGUUGGAUACCAAGAGAAUAACCAAGAAGUGAAGAACUAAGAUCAUAUAUUCCGUGGCUAAAAGAAGAUCCUAGAGAAUCAAAUCCACCAACAUUUUUCUUUAAUUUUGAAUAUUUAAUUGAUAAUCAUCCUGAAUACAAAGAAAGAAUAGGAAAAAUUUAUUUAAAAUUAUUUUCUUGGUAUAAUAAUUGGUUUAGAACUCAAGCUAUUUUUGAUGAUAAAGGUAAAUUUACUGGAUUUUUAAAAUGGUGGGGUCCAGAAGAAGAUAGUAAUCUGGGAUCAGGUUUAGAUGAUUGGCCAAGAACUGAUGGUAGCAAGGUAUCAAAAUAUAAUAUAGAUGCUUAAAGUUGGGGAUACUUUUUUACAUAUUAAAUGAGUAAACUUGCUAAACUUUAUGAUUUAGGAAUAGUGAAUUAUCUUGAAUAAAGAAUGGAACUUAUUCUAAAUAAGAUGAAUGUAAUUAUUUUAAUAAUAAUUACUUAUUUAGACAAAUAUGUUGGAUCCAAAUGAUUUAAUUUAUAAGGAUAUCUUAUACUAUCCCAAUACUGAUGAUUAAGUAUUUUUUUCUCCUCACAGAGGAUAUGUUAAUCUUUUUCCUUUAGGCUUGGGUUUGAUAGAUAAAUUUAGAGUUGAUAUCAUAAAACAACAUCUAAACUUUAUGAGAGGAAAUACUAUGUGGACACCUUAUGGCAUUAGAUCAUUAGAAACUAACAGUACAGAAUUUAGAAAGAAAUCUAAUUAUUGGACUGGACCUAUUUGGAUUAAUAUUUAAUUCUUAGUAUUAAGAGCAUUAAAAUUAUAUUAUUGGGAAAUUGAUGGAGUAUAAUAAUUCUAUCACGAUUUAAGAUUUAAUAUGAUUGAAACAAUCUGUUCAUAAUUUGAAACUAGAGGAUAUUUUUAUGAACACUAUAAUCAGAACUUAGAUGGAUAGGGAUAGGGUAAUAGACCAUUUAACGGUUGGACUAGUUUGAUUACUCUAAUCAUAGCAGAAAAAUAUUGA
Messenger RNA from Paramecium sonneborni, 2101 nucleotides. The record is from the annotation of a GenBank genome assembly. NCBI's taxonomy places the organism in Eukaryota, Ciliophora, Oligohymenophorea, Peniculida, Parameciidae.